This is a messenger RNA of Zophobas morio, 2085 nucleotides long. It is a transcript of the gene Ctr1A, whose product is annotated as Copper transporter 1A. Gene Ontology annotation, molecular function: copper ion transmembrane transporter activity. Gene Ontology annotation, cellular component: plasma membrane. Bases 590 to 1168 code for a protein of 192 amino acids. Gene Ontology annotation, biological process: copper ion transmembrane transport. The transcript is spliced from 6 exons. NCBI's taxonomy places the organism in Eukaryota, Metazoa, Arthropoda, Insecta, Coleoptera, Tenebrionidae. The record is from RefSeq and is a predicted model, not a curated record.
GUCAGUUCCGUAUUUCAAUGAUCUUGAUUGACCUUGAAUGUACAAGAGAAUAUUAGCUCGAGCGCUGCUGAAAUAGAUAUCUGUUGUGGUGCAUGUAUUAAUAUGUUUUUAUUAGACAUAAAACAUUCCUUGAUUAGUGUGUUGCAAGAUUAGACCACAUUAGACAUUUAACAAUUUUAGAAUCAAAAAUCCCCAAAACCACAUGACAGGAUACAGGAUAAUCAAUGAGAAACUGGAAAUGUCAAAUUAUUCGAAGGAGUUUUGUUAGUUUCUGCACUGUGAUUUCUGCAGUAUUGUAUAAUUUCAUGUACAUUGGUUUUCAAUUAAAGAUUCCUUAAAAUGAUAAUUACAAACGGAAAAUAUAAAACAACUUUCUAAUGCUCUUUUAUUCUAAAACGAAUCUCAUCAAAAACAUAACCUAGAAGUGUGACUUCUUGUAACAGUUUAUGGUGAAAGGCACUUAUUCCCUUCCGUACUGAACUAGAAUGGUUAACGUAACUUUCACUUCGAAUUUUUAGCACUGAACAGCAGUAGCAGCAAUUAUCUUGAAAACCUCCGACCAAGGACAAGUACUAAGAUUUAAGGAAAUAUGGAUCAUCAUGCACAUAUGGAUCAUAGUGUUCACGGUAUGGAUAGCCAUCCACUGCAUGACGGUAUGGAUAUGACUACUGAUAUGCCUCCACAUUCAAUGGAUGGUCAUAUGUCAAUGGCGUUCCACACUGGUUUUAGUGAAACUGUGCUGUUUGAACAAUGGAAAUUUUCAACCAUCGGAGGAUUAAUUGGUUCGAUGAUUGGAAUUUUUUUCAUGGCUGCGCUUUAUGAAGGUCUUAAGUAUUAUAGGGAAUAUCUAUUUUGGAAAACCUACAAUGCUUUGCAGUAUAGAGCAGUAACUCUUCCCGAAAAAGGUGUGGUAUCAGAAGACAACCAAAUAGUCCACGUGGUUGGAGAAGUCAUCCAUAAACAGCCACCCACUAUGUUGAGCGUCAUGCAUUUUUACCAAACGGCUCUUCACAUGAUUCAAAUGGUCCUAUCGUACUUUCUUAUGUUAAUUUUUAUGACAUAUAAUGUGUGGCUAUGUUUAGCAGUUGUACUAGGAGCUGGUGUAGGAUAUUUCUUAUUUGGAUGGAAAAAGUCAGUUAUUGUUGAUGUGACGGAACAUUGCCAUUAACUAAGUUAAGUGAAUAGGUAAUAAGCACAUUAAGUAGCUGUAAGGACUAUAUACAUUCAGAUGUCUUGCCAGUGCAGUAUGUAAAUUAAUAGAGAAAAAAAAUCAUAUUGUUUUUAAUAAGACUGACAAUUUUAAGUGCCUGCAUUUUUUGUCAGUUGUAACGACUUAGUUUUCUUUUAAUGUGUUAUUACUUUUUUUUUUUUUUUUGUUAAAUAAUGACAUACAGAAUGCACUCAUCUCGUAAUUGUGUUGUGAGCCGAGCCUAAUUUCUGGACAUAUUUUUCCUUAAAAAAAAUUGUAGAAGUACAGUCAUCUUCUGCAAUAUGCUUGUUUAUGUUUAGUCACUAUAAUUUCCCAUCAAGAUUUUGGCUAAUACAGCUGGAUCAAUAAAUACUGUUUCAGGUGGCAAUAGAAUUAACCAAUUCUGAGAAAUUUUCUUGCGCUGCUAUUGCCGAAUCUAAUCUAAAUGUUUGACACUAUGUCAUUUUGGAGCGCUCAAGAAAGUUAGGUAAUAACAUUUUAAUAAUAACACACUUUGAUUGAAAUUAGAUGUCAGUGUCAAUCAUGUCACUUCUGACAACGGGAAAUAAGGUGGUAUGGCAGGUCUGCAAUUCUGCUAAUUUCGAUGAAAAUUUGUUGAAAUGUUGACACCAACUGAGGGAGUAAUUAUUGAUCGCACAUCGUACUGUAUGCCUUUGCCAUUUCUAUUGAAACACCACCUGUUGAUUUUACUUAAAAUUUAGCUUUCGGUUGAUUGCCAACGGCUUUUAGUUAGAAAAUUAUCUGAAUAUGAACGUUGCCAAAUUUACAAUUAACAAGUGGUGUUUCAAUAGAAAUGGCAAAGACUUAUAUUUGUUUUAAACAUCAAAAUCAUUUAUAUUGAGUUUUUCAUCAAAUAAACCAUAAUCUCAAGUUUA